AUGGAAGAAGUCUGCGAAGGCAAAGACUUCGCCUUCCCAAAGCAAGAAGAAACCAUUCUCGAUUUCUGGUCCCGAAUCGACGCCUUCCACACACAGCUAUCUCUCACCAAAGACAAACCCGAGUACAUCUUCUACGACGGUCCUCCCUUCGCCACCGGUCUUCCUCACUACGGCCACAUUCUCGCCGGCACGAUCAAAGACAUCGUCACGCGCUACCAAUCCAUGACCGGACACCAUGUCACGCGCCGAUUUGGAUGGGAUUGUCAUGGUUUACCGGUCGAGAACGAGAUCGAUAAGAAGCUUGGGAUUAAGAAGCGGGAGGAUGUUCUUAAGCUUGGGAUUGGGGUUUAUAAUGAGGAGUGUAGGAGUAUUGUGACUAGGUAUGUUUCUGAGUGGGAGAAUGUUAUUACUAGGACUGGGAGGUGGAUUGAUUUCAAGAAUGAUUAUAAGACUAUGGAUCUUAACUUUAUGGAGUCUGUUUGGUGGGUUUUUUCUAAGCUUUAUGAGAAAAACCUUGUUUAUAAAGGUUUCAAGGUCAUGCCAUAUAGUACUGGCUGCAAAACUCCACUAUCUAAUUUUGAGGCUGGCCAGAAUUAUAAGGAUGUAUCUGACCCUGAAGUUUUCAUGACGUUUCCGUUGUUGGGCGAUCCAGAUGGUGCAUCUUUCGUGGCUUGGACCACAACGCCAUGGACUCUUCCUAGCAAUCUUGCUCUAUGCAUCAAUGCUAAUUUUACCUAUUUGAAGGUACGCAAUAAGUAUACUGGUAAAGUUUAUAUAGUUGCCGAAUCUCGUCUGUCUGUACUCCAUAAUCCAAAGGACAAGCCCAAAGAGGCUGUUGCUAAUAGUUCAGUUAGUGUCCCUAAAAAUGCAAAGAACAAGGGCACUUCAAGUGGCAAGGCUGAUAAUGUAUUAGAUUCUUUUGAUGUGCUUGAGAAAUUCACAGGGGCUUCAUUAGUGGGGAAGAGGUAUGAACCAUUGUUUGAUUACUUUAACGAGCUAUCUGAAACAGCUUUUAAAGUUGUUGCCGACAAUUAUGUAACUGAUGAUAGUGGUACUGGUGUUGUCCACUGUGCUGCUGCUUUUGGUGAAGAUGAUUUUCGAGUUUGCAUUGAGAAUAAAAUUAUUAGUAAGGAUAAACUUAUUGUAGCUGUUGAUGAUGAUGGCUGCUUUACUGAAAAAAUUACCGACUUUAGUGGGUGUUAUAUCAAACAAGCUGACAAGGAUAUCAUUGAAGCAGUGAAGGCAAAGGGUAGGCUGUUUAAAUCUGGAGCUUUUACCCAUUCUUAUCCUUUCUGUUGGAGAUCUGAUACUCCACUCAUUUACAGAGCUGUUCCAAGCUGGUUUGUUAGAGUGGAGUCGCUGAAAGAGAAAUUGUUGGAAAACAAUAAACAGACUUACUGGGUCCCUGAUUUUGUCAAGGAUAAACGAUUUCACAAUUGGCUGGAAAAUGCAAGAGAUUGGGCAAUUAGUCGAAGUAGAUUUUGGGGGACCCCUCUCCCUAUAUGGAUUAGUGAGGAUGAGAAAGAGAUAGUUGUCAUAGAUUCUGUUGCAAAACUUGAAAAGCUUUCAGGUGUAAAGGUGUCUGACCUUCAUCGGCACAACAUUGAUCAUAUUACAAUUCAAAGUGAAAGUGGCCGUGUGCUUCGACGUGUUGAUGAUGUUUUUGACUGCUGGUUUGAAAGUGGGUCCAUGCCUUAUGCGUAUAUUCAUUAUCCUUUUGAAAAUGUUGAGCUGUUUGAGAAGAAUUUUCCUGGCCAUUUUGUCGCUGAAGGGCUGGAUCAGACCCGUGGUUGGUUUUAUACCCUAAUGGUGCUAGCUACUGCAUUAUUUGGUAAGCCUGCCUUUAGGAAUCUAAUUUGCAAUGGACUUGUCCUGGCCGAAGAUGGAAAAAAGAUGAGCAAAAGCCUGAAAAACUAUCCUUCACCAAUGGAUGUUAUUAAUGAUUAUGGAGCGGAUGCCUUGCGUUUGUAUCUUAUAAACUCUCCUGUUGUGCGUGCUGAGCCACUUCGUUUCAAGAAGGAAGGAGUUUAUGGUGUUGUUAGAGAUGUUUUCCUUCCCUGGUAUAAUGCAUAUAGGUUCCUUGUUCAAAAUACAAAGAGGCUUGAGGUUGAGGGUCUAGCACCUUUUGUACUUCUUGAUCAGGCCACACUUCAGAAGUCAUCAAAUGUUCUUGAUCAGUGGAUCAACUCAGCCACACAGAGCCUUGUUCAUUUUGUUCGGCAAGAAAUGGAUGGUUACCGCCUUUAUACGGUGGUUCCGUAUCUUCUAAAGUUUCUUGAUAACCUUACAAAUAUAUAUGUACGGUUCAACCGUAAGAGACUGAAAGGUCGUACUGGUGAAGAAGACUGCAGGACAGCACUUUCAACUCUAUACAAUGUGCUUUUGUUAUCUUGUAAAGUGAUGGCUCCUUUUACACCUUUCUUCACUGAGGUACUCUAUCAAAAUAUGCGAAAAGCAUCUAAUGGAUCAGAGGAGAGCAUCCACUAUUGCAGUUUCCCUGAGGAAGAAGGCAAGGGGGGAGAGCGUAUUGAACAAAGUGUUUCAAGGAUGAUGACAAUAAUUGAUCUGGCUCGAAACAUUCGUGAGCGUCAUAACAAGCCUCUUAAGACACCACUCAGGGAGAUGGUCAUAGUGCAUCCUGAUGCAGACUUCCUUGAAGACAUUAAUGGAAAGUUGAAGGAGUAUGUACUUGAGGAACUCAAUAUACGAUCCCUUGUUCCAUGUAAUGAUACUUUAAAGUAUGCAGGCUUACGCGCCGAGCCUGACUUUAGUGUUUUAGGUAAGCGACUAGGAAAAUCUAUGGGCAUUGUUGCAAAAGAAGUCAAAGCAAUGUCACAGGAAAAGAUUUUGGCUUUUGAAAAGGCUGGAGAAGUUGUCAUUGCAAGUCACUGUUUGCAGCUGUCUGAUAUUAAGGUUCUCCGUGAUUUUAAACGUCCUGAUGGUAUGGCGGAUAAUGAGAUUGAUGCUGCUGGGGAUGGUGAUGUUUUAGUUAUAUUGGACUUGCGACCCGACGAGUCAUUGUUUGAGGCUGGUGCUGCUAGAGAGAUUGUUAACAGAAUUCAGAAGUUAAGAAAGAAAAUUGCUCUUGAACCAACUGACACAGUGGAGGUUUACUUUCAAUCAUUGGAUGAUGAUACAUCAAUCUCUCAGAGAGUUUUGCAUUCACAGGAAUCCUAUAUCAGAGAGGCUAUUGGUUCUCCAUUGCUUCAAUUUUCUUUGAUGCCUGCACAUGCAGUUAUCAUUGGUGAAGAGAGUUUCCAUGGAAUUUCGAGCAUGUCGUUUGCCAUCACCUUGGCGAGACCCAUGUCGAUGUUCAAUGAAAAAGCCAUUCUUUCACUAUUUUCAGGUGACUCCAAAUUUGCACACAAUUUGCAAAUUUACCUGCUAUCAAGAGAUCAUUCAAAUUUGAAGUCAGAGUUUCAGGAUGGAAAUGGAAAGAAAAUUGUAGACUCCAUUGAACAUCAACCUGCGGCCGAAGUGGUACUUGGUGAGCAUGUAUUUCUCACUGUAGGGGAUUACUAUGUUGCGGCAAAAUCUGUCUAA
Molecule: messenger RNA, 3543 nt
Organism: Vicia faba (fava bean)
Lineage: Eukaryota; Viridiplantae; Streptophyta; Magnoliopsida; Fabales; Fabaceae
Source: the annotation of a GenBank genome assembly